Mercenaria mercenaria is the source of this 1361-nucleotide messenger RNA. Its product is annotated as amine sulfotransferase-like. Lineage: Eukaryota; Metazoa; Mollusca; Bivalvia; Venerida; Veneridae. The transcript has 6 exons. Gene Ontology annotation, molecular function: sulfotransferase activity. The coding region runs from base 99 to 1013 and encodes 304 amino acids. Gene Ontology annotation, cellular component: cytoplasm. Gene Ontology annotation, biological process: sulfation. The record is from RefSeq and is a predicted model, not a curated record.
UAUAUACCCUCUGAAAAGAAGUAUUGGUAGUACUGGAUUUACUAUCACCUUUCUAGUCGAAGUAACUGAUACUUAUUUUACAAAGAUUUUCUGUCAGAAUGGAGUUACCAAAUUACAAAAAAGAUCACGUGGCGUUACGGAUAUACAAAGGCACGUGCGUCUUUGACACGUGUGAAACAGAUGCCAUUCAAAACAUGUCAGUCCUCGAUGACGAUAUAUGGGUGCUUAGUUUUCCGAGAUCAGGCACUACAGUCACACAAGAGAUAGUAUAUUUGUUGGUCAACAAGUUAGACUUCAAAACCGCAAAAUCUCGCCCACUUGAUGAACGCUUUCCAUUUCUGGAUGCAUGUCUACCUGGUAUGCCUUACUUCCGCGGACUAAAGGGCGUCGAAGAACAGUCUACGCCGAGGCUUAUAAAAUCCCAUCUGCAUUACCAUGUUUUGCCACAAAGUUUGUACAGCAGUAAAUGCAAGAAAAUAUAUGUGAUGCGUAAUCCGAAAGACGUGUACGUUUCAUGUUAUAUGCUGACACAGUUUCUCGAUCAGUUACGACCGGAAGUUACACUGGAGACUUUUUUGGACCAAUGGCUGGAUGGUAAAGCAUACAAUACACCCUGGUGGUUACAUGUGCGUGCUUUCUGGGAACAUAGGCAUGAGAUCAACAACAUCCUGUUUCUUAAAUACGAAGAUAUCGUCAAGGACAUGAGGAAAACCAUAUAUCAGAUUGCGGAACAUCUAGGAGUUGCUGUGACACCUGAAGAAGUGGAUAAAAUUGCAGAGCACUGUAGUUUCCGUGAGAUGAAAGCCAGCAAGUCAACAAACGCUGGUUGGAUGCUAGAUCACUGGCAGGUUGACAAGAGAUUUGUUGGACACGUUAGGAAAGGCAAAGUAGGAGACUGGCGAAAUCACUUUAACUCUGACAUGAGUGAAAAAAUUGACAAAAUGGUGCAAGAAAAAGUAGGCGAUCUGGACCUGAAGUUUGAUUAUGGCGCUGAUGACCUGUCAACAUCAUAGUUUUGAUGGUACCAAUUUUCCCGGGAUUUCUGAACUGAAAACUUCUUGAAGAGUGAACAAAAAGAACAAUUAGAACUUCAUUCUUCAGUGGAGUUUAUAUUACAGUAGCUAUAAUAACUUUACACAAGAACAACAAAGCAGUACUAGUAUUAUUUAAGAUGAGAUCUGUUCAGCUACAUGAUUGUAAGAAGUCUAUGCUUUUAAAUAAGAACAUUUUAUACACUUACAGUUCCACACAUGAAAAUAAAACAGUAUUUAUCAUUGUUUGAAACAUUUACUUCGAUAAAAGAAAAUAAAAACAUCUUUACAUGCUCUAUUUUCGCAUUUGUAUUCAUAAUAAUAAAAAUA